Messenger RNA from Dipodomys ordii (Ord's kangaroo rat), 1594 nucleotides. It is a transcript of the gene Cox15, whose product is annotated as cytochrome c oxidase assembly protein COX15 homolog. The coding region runs from base 91 to 1332 and encodes 413 amino acids. Gene Ontology annotation, biological process: heme A biosynthetic process. Gene Ontology annotation, cellular component: mitochondrial inner membrane. Gene Ontology annotation, molecular function: oxidoreductase activity, acting on NAD(P)H, heme protein as acceptor. The transcript is spliced from 9 exons. NCBI's taxonomy places the organism in Eukaryota, Metazoa, Chordata, Mammalia, Rodentia, Heteromyidae. The record is from RefSeq and is a predicted model, not a curated record.
CUCUUUUCGGCAGCGGAGAGGGGAGACCCUCCGCAAGCGUUGUGUGUGUCUGUGUGUCUGUGUGUGCGCGCGCGGUGCUCUCCUGGCAGGAUGCAGCGGGUUCUCCUUCCGCCCUUGAAGACUUUGGUCCGGGGUCCGUGUGUCCAGCUCUUGGUUCCCAGGGCGGCCCCGAGAGCACAGUGUGGUUGCAGUUGUGGCAUCUGGCGCCCUCUGAGGCCAGCGCAAUAUAGCACCAUCACCGAAGUGGCUUUACAGCCUGGAAAGGGUACAGUGCCUCUUCCUUCAAAGACUGCUGAGCGGGCAGUGGGCCGGUGGCUCCUGGUGUGCAGUGGAACAGUGGCUGGAGCAGUUAUUCUUGGUGGAAUAACUAGAUUGACAGAGUCUGGCCUCUCAAUGGUAGACUGGCAUUUAAUAAAGGAGAUGAAGCCACCUACAAGCCAAGAAGAAUGGGAAGCAGAAUUCCAAAAAUACCAACAAUUUCCAGAAUUUAAAAUCUUGAAUCACGAUAUGACCCUGGCAGAAUUCAAGUUCAUCUGGUACAUGGAGUACUCACACCGGAUGUGGGGUCGAGUUGUAGGCCUUGCAUACAUCCUGCCUGCUGCCUACUUUUGGAGAAAGGGCUGGCUCAGCCAUGGCAUGAAAGGACGUGUUCUUGCCCUCUGUAGCCUAGUCUGCUUCCAGGGUCUGUUAGGGUGGUACAUGGUGAAAAGUGGAUUAGAAGAAAAGCCAGAUUCUUAUGACAUCCCUCGGGUCAGUCAGUACCGCCUUGCUGCCCAUCUGGGAUCAGCCCUGGUUCUUUAUUGUGCUAGCUUGUGGACCUCACUGUCACUGCUACUCCCUAAGCACAAGUUGCCUGAAACCCGCCAGCUCAUGUGGUUGAGACGCUUUGCUGGUGGAACAGCAGGUCUGGUGUUUCUUACAGCUCUCUCAGGGGCUUUUGUGGCAGGGCUGGAUGCUGGACUUGUUUACAACUCCUUCCCCAAAAUGGGAGAAUCUUGGGUUCCAGAAGACCUCUUUACCUUCUCCCCCAUCCUGAGGAAUGUUUUUGAGAAUCCCACCAUGGUUCAGUUUGAUCACAGGGUUCUGGGAAUCACUUCAGUCACUGCCAUUACAGUGCUCUACUUCCUCUCCCGAAGAAUCCCCCUUCCUCGAAGGACCAAGAUGGCAGCGAUAACCCUGCUGGCUUUGGCAUAUACACAGGCAGCCUUGGGAAUUAGCACUCUGCUGAUGUACGUUCCAACUCCUUUGGCUGCCACUCAUCAGUCAGGCUCCCUGGCUUUGCUUAGUGGUGCCCUUUGGCUCAUGAACGAACUCAGAAGAGUCCCGAAAUAAUUCUCAGAAGAUCAGCUUCCCAAGACUGAAACUGCUUCAAGACACUUAAGAGAGCUCAAGUACUUGGCCUUUUCUACGAUGGCCUUGGCAUGCCAAGUGGUUUCCAAAUUGGUCAACUUAUUUAGAACUCUUUGCCUGUUUUGGUCACUGGAUCAAGAAUGUUAUUAAGUAUGGUUACACUGAAGGUUCCUUUCUAAAUUUUUCAUGUUGACAAUCAGGUUUCAUGUGUAAAAAGAAAUGUUUGGUAUUUGCUGCUGCUUAA